This is a messenger RNA of Mesorhabditis spiculigera, 1347 nucleotides long. The record is from the annotation of a GenBank genome assembly. NCBI's taxonomy places the organism in Eukaryota, Metazoa, Nematoda, Chromadorea, Rhabditida, Rhabditidae.
AUGCUAUCGUGCCUCAAUUCAUGCUACGCGGAGCCUGAGGAGAAGGUGGAGAAGGUCAAGCAUGUCAGGAUUCAAGUGAUGGCUCCAGCUCCAGAGGUCUCAGUGCGCAUUGUCACUAGUGAUGACAAAAAGACGACUGUCUUUGCCAUCAAUGUCAACUCGGGUCCCUCCAUGCAAAAGCGUUUCGCAGACUUCGAACGACUGUAUGAAAAGAAGCGAAAGCAAUGGAUCACCGCUUUUACGCAGUCGCUGCUCACCGGGUCAUCGGCAAAUCGAGAAGAUGUGAAAGAGUUCUUCUCGCUGGCCCAAGUAUUUGACACUGAUGAGGAGCACAUAAAUUUGGGCUCGACCGAAAGCAAGAGGACAAGCCCGCAGGACUUUCAGUAUCUACGAGAAGUCGGCAAGGGCAGUUUCGGCCGGGUGUUUGUGGUCCGGCACAAGGUUGAUAACAAAAUCUAUGCGAUGAAGGUUCUAUCAAAAGAACAAAUUCGGCGUAAGAACGAGGUGAAACAUGUAAUGGCUGAGCGGAACGUCUUGAAAGAAAAUAUUCACCAUCCAUUCCUUGUGGCUCUCCGCUACAGCUUCCAGAACAAGGACAAGCUCUAUUUCGUGUUGGAUUACCUAAAUGGUGGAGAGCUCUUCUCCCAUUUACAACGCGAAAAACACUUCAGCGAAAGUCGGUCAAGAUUUUACGCAGCAAACAUCGCAUCGGCUCUGGGCGACCUUAAACCGGAAAAUCUGCUUUUGGACAAAUUCGGCUACGUCGUGCUGACGGAUUUUGGAUUAUGCAAGGAGGGAAUCAAAAGCAAGGACACGACCGCGACAUUUUGUGGAACCCCAGAGUACUUGGCACCGGAGAUUAUACAGAAGAAACCAUACGACCGGACGGUGGAUUGGUGGUGCCUUGGUGCAGUGCUAUUCGAGAUGCUCUACGGACUUCCCCCAUUCUACAGCAAAAACCACUCUGAAAUGUACGAAAGGAUCGUCAGUCAACCGCUGCGAAUGAAAACAUCGAUAUCUCCGGCCAGUUCGGAUAUCAUCACCAAGCUUCUGCAAAAGGAUCGUAAACACCGUCUAGGCGCCGUAAACGACUUCAAGGAAAUCCGAGAUCAUCCUUUCUUUUUGCCGAUUGAAUGGGAUAAGCUGCUCGCUAGAGAAGUGCGGGCGCCAUUCGUUCCGAGGGUGAAGAGCGACAGUGAUUGGGCCAACUUCGCACCUGAAUUCACUCAACAACCCUUCAAUGUCGGUUCACUGGCGCCACAGAGUCACGGGCAACCCCACCUCGAUCGCGAUUUCGUUGACUUCACCUAUGUGCAGCCGAGGAUGACGCGAGAGAGCAUGGAAGAA